AUGCUGGACAGCACCGUCCCCGCCUGCUUCCUGUGCCUGCUGGCCCUGUCAUCCGCCUGCUACAUCCAGAACUGCCCCAGAGGAGGCAAGAGGUCCUACCCCGACACAGCAGUCCGACAGUGUAUACCAUGUGGCCCGGGGAACAGAGGGAACUGUUUCGGACCAAACAUUUGCUGUGGAGAAGAUCUAGGAUGUUACGUCGGGACCCCCGAAACCCUUCGCUGUGUGGAAGAAAACUACUUACCUUCCCCCUGUGAGGCCGGUGGAAAACCCUGCAGCAGUGGAGGCCGAUGCGCAGCACCGGGAGUCUGCUGCAGUGACGACACCUGCGUCGUGGACUCCAGCUGCCUGGAUGAAGACAGCGAGCGGAGACGAGUGACCCCCGAGCAGAACAUGACCCAGAUGGACGGCUCCGCCAGCGAUCUGCUCCUCAGACUCAUGCACAUGGCCAACAGACAACAGCAAAGCAAGCAUCAGUUCUACUGA
Messenger RNA from Bufo bufo (common toad), 486 nucleotides. Its product is annotated as vasotocin-neurophysin VT. Gene Ontology annotation, cellular component: extracellular region; secretory granule. Gene Ontology annotation, molecular function: neurohypophyseal hormone activity. The record is from RefSeq and is a predicted model, not a curated record. The transcript has 3 exons. NCBI's taxonomy places the organism in Eukaryota, Metazoa, Chordata, Amphibia, Anura, Bufonidae. Bases 1 to 486 code for a protein of 161 amino acids.